This is a messenger RNA of Dunckerocampus dactyliophorus (ringed pipefish), 1803 nucleotides long. It is a transcript of the gene cndp2, whose product is annotated as carnosine dipeptidase 2. The transcript has 12 exons. NCBI's taxonomy places the organism in Eukaryota, Metazoa, Chordata, Actinopteri, Syngnathiformes, Syngnathidae. Bases 178 to 1605 code for a protein of 475 amino acids. Gene Ontology annotation, molecular function: metallodipeptidase activity. Gene Ontology annotation, cellular component: cytosol. The record is from RefSeq and is a predicted model, not a curated record. Gene Ontology annotation, biological process: proteolysis.
AAUGUGCUUCCGGUCACGAGAGACUACCCACAAUCCUUUGCGCUAUGAACGCGAAAGCACAAUCAUAAAUCAGUCAAUUCUGGGGGGUUUUCGCACCACCAACUUUUUUUUACCACCAACUCCGAGGCAAAAGUUGUACUUAACAAAAACGCCGCUAGUACAGAAGCUCCUUUCGAGAUGGCUCAUCUGUCUGCUCUUUUCAAGUAUGUGGAUGAACACCAGGAUGUUUACGUGCAGCGCUUGGCAGAUUGGGUCGGCAUCCAGAGCGUGUCCGCUUUGCCGGAGAACCGCAACACAGUCAAGAAGAUGAUGGAGAUAGCGGCCAAGGAUAUUGAGCGGCUGGGCGGCACAGUGGAGAUGGUGGACAUUGGCAAACAGAAGCUUCCCGGUGGGGAGGAGAUCCCCCUGCCCCCUAUCAUCCUGGGAAGCUUGGGCUCGGACCCAGGCAAGAAGACCGUGUGCAUCUACGGUCACCUUGACGUCCAGCCCGCCAACAUAGAAGAUGGCUGGGACACGGAACCUUUCACUCUGGUGGAGAAAGAUGGAAAGCUGUACGGGAGAGGCUCCUCUGAUGACAAGGGUCCAGUGCUCGCUUGGUUUAACUGCAUCGAGGCCUACCAAAAGAUCCAGCAGGAGCUUCCCAUCAACAUCAAAUUCUGCUUCGAGGGGAUGGAAGAGUCCGGCUCAGAAGGCCUGGACGAACUAGUCUUUUCCCGCAAAAACAGCUUCUUCAAGGACGUGGACUACUGCUGCAUCUCGGAUAACUACUGGCUGGGCAAGACCAAACCCUGCAUCACCUACGGACUGAGAGGAAUCUGCUACUUUGUCAUCGAGGUAGACGGCUGCGAGAAGGACCUGCACUCGGGUGUGUUUGGCGGCUCUGUUCAUGAGGCUAUGACGGAUCUCAUCACACUUAUGGGGUCUUUGGUAGACAGGAGAGGCAAGAUCCAAAUUCCCGGCAUGUACGACGAUGUGGCUCCACUGACAGAUGAAGAGAGGCAACUUUACGACAAGAUUGAGUUUGAUUUGGAUGAGUACUCCAAAGACGUCGGAGUUGGACAGCUGCUACACAGCACCAAGGAGCAAAUCCUAAUGCAUCGCUGGAGGUAUCCCUCUCUUUCCCUGCACGGUAUCGAGGGGGCUUUCUCUGGCACGGGCGCCAAGACUGUUAUCCCCCGAAAAGUCUGUGGCAAAUUCUCUAUCCGCCUGGUCCCAGACAUGGACCCCAAAGUUGUGGAGAAGAAGGUGGUCGACUAUCUGCAGGCGAAGUUUUCCCAACUGGAGAGCCCCAACAAACUGAAUGUUAACUUGAUGCACGGGGCCAAAGCCUGGGUUUCUGACUUCAAUCAUCCCCACUACAUGGCAGGUCGCAAGGCCAUGAAGACAGUCUUUGGUGUGGAACCGGACCUGACGCGCGAGGGUGGAAGCAUCCCCGUCACUCUGACCUUCCAGGAGGCCACAGGACGCAACGUCAUGCUCCUUCCCGUCGGAUCCUCAGAUGAUGGGGCUCACUCCCAGAAUGAGAAGCUCAACAGAUCCAACUACAUUCAAGGAAUCAAGAUGCUGGGUGCUUACUUCCACGAAGUGUCCCAGCUGCAAGGCUGACCACAUAAUGUUCCUCACAAUGUGGACUAUAUAUUUCUGACACAUUUACUCCUUAUAAUAACAUUUUUGGUUAGUUUGUCAUACACUUGUGAAAGAUUUUACAGCCAUGUUUGUAGCAUUCUACAAACAGGUACUGUGAAUACUGUCAUACUUGUACGUAUUGUGUAAUGAUAUAAUAAUUACACCAAUAAAAUCUAU